UUCACAGAGACGCAGUGGAGGAGUCGUUAAACAGUCCUCCUUGAACUUCGACAGAUAUGGAAAGUACAAAACAAUAUUCUAAUAAAAUGUUUCAUGCGAUCUUCAGAGCUGUCUGCACGUCUACUGUACUACUUGUUUUGAUUUUUGGUCGGGGUGAGGGCUCCUCCCUGCACCGCCCCGAGAGCAUCUCCAACCCCCUGUCCCUGGAGAAGAACUUCAGACGGCACCCCAGGGACUCCCAGUGCCACCACAUGCUCAAGCACCUCCACAACGGGGCGCGGAUCUCUGUGCAGAUGCCCCCCAACAUCGAGGGCCACUGGGUGUCCACAAGCUGUGAAGUGAGGCCUGGCCCGGAGUUCAUCACCAGGUCCUACCAGUUCUACCACAACAACACCUUCAAGGCCUACCAGUUCUACUACGGGGACAACCACUGCACCACCCCCACCUACACGCUGGUCGUCCGCGGCAAGCUGCGCCUGCGCCAGGCCUCCUGGAUCAUCCGCGGCGGCACGGAGGCCGACUACCAGAUCCACCGCACCCAGGUGGUGUGCCACAGCGAGGCGGUGGCCAAGGACCUGAGCCAGCGGCUGAACCGCAGCUGCCGGGGGGCGGUGAGGGGCGAGGGGGCCUGGGAGCCCAACGUCAGCCACGACCUCUGGAGCGCGGAGAUGGACUGCGACUGCUCGCGCGGCCUCAACUUCGCCAUGCACGAGCUGCAGCUGCUGCGGGUGGAGAAGCAGUACCUGCACCACAACCUGGACCACCUGGUCGAGGAGCUCUUCCUGGGGGACAUCCACACCGAGCCUGCCCAGAGGAUGUACUACCGGCCCUCCAGCUACCAGGCUGCCCUGCAGAACGCCAAGAACCAUGACCACACGUGCAUCGCGUGCCGUAUCAUCUACCGCUCCGACGAGUACCACCCGCCCAUCCUGCCGCCGAAAGCGGACCUGACCAUCGGGCUGCACGGGCAGUGGGUGAGCCAGCGCUGCGAGGUCCGCCCCGAGGUGCUCUUCCUCACCCGCCACUUCAUCUUCCACGACAACAACAACACCUGGGAGGGCCACUACUACCACUACUCGGACCCCGUCUGCAAGCACCCCACCUUCAGCAUGUACGCUAGGGGGCGCUACAGCCGCGGUGUGCACUCCACCCGCGUCAUGGGCGGCACCGAGUUUGUCUUCAAAGUGAACCAUAUGAAGGUGAUGCCCAUGGACCUGGCCACUACCUCUCUUCUGAACGUCUUCAACGGGAACGAGUGUGGGGCGGAGGGCUCCUGGCAGGUGGGCGUGGAGCAGGACGUCACCCACACCAACGGCUGCGUGGCCCUGGGCAUCCGGCUGCCCCACACCGAGUACGAGCUCUUCCGCAUGGAGCAGGACGCCCGCGGCCGCUACCUGCUCUACAACGGCCAGCGGCCCAGCGAUGGCUCCAGCCCCGACCGGCCCGACAAGAGGGCCACCUCCUACCAGACACCCCUGGUCCAGUGCGCCACCAGCAGCCAGGGGUCAGAUGUCGACGCGGAGGGCGCGCACCGAGCCCUGAGGCCUAGCAGCGGCUGCCAACAGCACGGUCGUGGCAGCCUGGUAGACAUUAUAGGCGCCCUGCUCAUCUCCGCUGCCGCCCUGCGGCUCAGCUAAGACAGACGGACCUUUGUUUUCACUGUACAGAUUGGGAUGGAAGAGGAGGAAGUCCUGAGUUAUCAGGCACACUGGAGGCCGCUGCCCCCACGGAGAGACUGUUUACAUGACGCACUCGAGUGGCUCGAAAGUUUCGCCUCUUCACGCUGCGGGGGCAAAGAUCGGGGGGAAGCAAGAGGAGAUGAGUCCUUUGAUGCUUCGCGUUUGAACUCGAGACGUGAAACUGCCACACCACAGUAACUGCACUUUAUACAGACCUACAACAGUAUAACAUCUAGCUACACUAGACCAACCUACAUGGGUAUUUUAUAUUUACAUGCAUAUAGUGUAGAAAUAUCACUUUUUUUACAUGGCUGAAAGGAGUCAACAAGGAAUGAGCCGAUGAUUUCAGCUCUGAAUUUGUCUGCAUUGAAUUCUCUGUUGUGUUGAAUGCAGCGGCUUUGAGUGCUGAUUGUGAAGAGGCAGUUUACAAAAAGAACUGUUUCAAGAUGGUAUCUAAAAGGGAACUACAGUGUGUUGUACUGGUCCAACUGUCUAUGAGGACAGGAGAGAAAAAUGGACACUCCCAGGGCAUAUUAUGUUUUUUUACAUUUGCUUCUUUUCUUCACCCUGAUUUUGUAAUUAGAAAACAAAA
Molecule: messenger RNA, 2271 nt
Organism: Megalops cyprinoides (Indo-Pacific tarpon)
Lineage: Eukaryota; Metazoa; Chordata; Actinopteri; Elopiformes; Megalopidae
Product: protein APCDD1-like
Exons: 5
Coding region: 57-1637 (526 amino acids)
Biological process (GO): negative regulation of Wnt signaling pathway
Cellular component (GO): plasma membrane
Molecular function (GO): Wnt-protein binding
Source: RefSeq, a predicted model, not a curated record